GGGCGGGUGCGCACCCAGCCUGCGCGCCAGGACGACGAGCGCCACGCCGCGUUCUUCGCAGCCGAGCCGCCGGUCGGGGGCGACGAGGCCGAAGCGGCCCAGGAGCGCACCGAGCUGAGGGCCAGGUGUCAGGCGCUCGAGUGCGAAAGGAGGGCGCACCUCCAUCUUUUUUCCUCUAUGAUCGACGAGCUCCAGGCUGGGCUCCCGCCCGACGUCGGCGGCGUCGGGGCGCUCGAUGAGCUCUUGCGCCUCCGCGCGCGGUGCUCCGGCCUGGAGGAGGAGAAGCUCGCGCUGGGCGCGCAGGUGGAGCAGCUGCAGGCGCUUUGCAGCAUGUUUGACGAGGAUCAGCCACGAGAGCGCGGAGGUGGCCGACCUGCACCAGCGGUGCAGGGUGCUCGAGGCUGAGAAGUUUGACAACCCCCGGGGCGUGUGCAAGCAGCUGGAGGCCGAGCGCGGCCCGGGCCUCGGGGCGGAGGCCCUCGGCCGCCGCUGCGCCGAGCUGGAGGCGGAGCGCGAGGCCCUGCGGCUGCAGGUGGGGCAGCUCGCGGCCAGCUGCGACGCGCUCGAGGCUGUGCAGGUAGGGCAGCUGCGCGCGCUGGCCGACGGGCUCGGCGGCCACGACCGCCAGGGGGAGCUGGAGGAGCCUCUGGUGCAGUCGCAGGGGGGUCGGUUUGGGGAUCGCUCCUCCUCGCUCCUCCUCCUCCUUUUCCUCCUCCUCCUCCUCCUCCUCCU
Molecule: messenger RNA, 732 nt
Organism: Prorocentrum cordatum
Lineage: Eukaryota; Dinophyceae; Prorocentrales; Prorocentraceae
Source: the annotation of a GenBank genome assembly